CUGUGGACAGCAGCACUGCAGAGCUGACAGGGUACGCUGAAGACAUUGUUGUGAGCCCCGCCCUCAGUCUCUGGUCAUCUCCUGUACUAUGUCCGCAGUCUCUGGUCAUCCCUUGUACUAUGUCCGCAGUCUCUGGUCAUCUCCUGUACUAUGUCCACAGACUCUGGUCAUUUUCUGUACUAUGUCCGCAGUCUCUGGUCAUCCCCUGUACUAUGUCUGCAGUCUCUGGUCAUCCCCUGUACUAUGUCCGCAGUCUCUGGUCAUCUCCUGUAAUGUGUCCGCAGUCUCUGGUCAUCUCCUGUACUGUGUCCGCUGUCUCUGGUCAUCCCCUGUACUAUGUCCGCAGUCUCUGGUCAUCCCCCUGUACUAUGUCUGCAGUCUCUGGUCAUCUCCUGUACUAUGUCUGCAGUCUCUGGUCAUCCCCUGUACUAUGUCUGCAGUC
This is a messenger RNA of Staurois parvus, 442 nucleotides long. The record is from the annotation of a GenBank genome assembly. NCBI's taxonomy places the organism in Eukaryota, Metazoa, Chordata, Amphibia, Anura, Ranidae.